This is a messenger RNA of Chelonoidis abingdonii (Abingdon island giant tortoise), 1533 nucleotides long. It is a transcript of the gene UBE2E3, whose product is annotated as ubiquitin conjugating enzyme E2 E3. NCBI's taxonomy places the organism in Eukaryota, Metazoa, Chordata, Testudines, Testudinidae. The record is from RefSeq and is a predicted model, not a curated record.
GGGCGGAGGCGAUAGAACGCUCGGCUCUUCCCCGUUCCCUCCGGCCUCCUUCCCCAGAGGAGAAGAUCGCAUUCUCUCUCUCCCCCCUCUUACCCCCUGCCCCGCCGCGGGAGCCCGCUUUGCAAAAAGGGGACACGCCAGCGCCACCCUCCGGCCACCGAGCCGCACUGCAUCCUCCCCCCGUCUCUCUCCCCCCUGCUCCGACUCUCAAUGUUCCACACUGCCCGGCCACAGAGCCUCCUCUGCUGCUUUAUAUCCCCCCGGCUUCCUCCAGCCCCUCCACUGAUACUGUAUCCCCUUCCCUCCCCCCCUCCAUCCCUCCCCUCCGACCUAACACCGGGACAGGACGCCUGCGAAGUUCACCACAAUGUCCAGUGACAGGCAAAGGUCAGAUGAUGAAAGUCCAAGUACCAGCAGUGGUAGUUCAGAUGCAGAUCAGAGGGACCCACCAGCACCAGAACCUGAAGAGCAAGAAGAAAGAAAACCUUCUGCAACCCAACAGAAGAAAAAUACCAAACUAUCCAGCAAAACUACUGCUAAGCUAUCCACUAGUGCUAAAAGAAUUCAGAAGGAGCUAGCUGAAAUAACCCUUGAUCCUCCUCCUAACUGCAGUGCUGGCCCUAAAGGAGAUAAUAUUUAUGAAUGGAGAUCAACAAUACUUGGACCUCCAGGUUCUGUAUAUGAAGGUGGUGUUUUUUUCCUGGAUAUCACAUUUUCAUCUGAUUAUCCAUUCAAGCCACCAAAGGUUACUUUCCGUACCAGAAUCUAUCACUGCAACAUCAACAGUCAGGGAGUCAUCUGUCUGGAUAUUCUGAAAGACAACUGGAGCCCUGCUUUGACUAUUUCAAAGGUUUUGCUGUCUAUUUGUUCUCUCUUGACAGACUGCAAUCCUGCUGAUCCUCUGGUCGGAAGCAUAGCCACUCAGUACCUGACCAACAGAGCAGAACAUGACAGGAUAGCCAGACAGUGGACCAAGAGAUAUGCAACAUAAAUGACAAACUACUUGUGCUCUGUGAGGGUGCAGAAGGCAACUUUACAGUGUGCAACAAAUCUUUAUAGCCUUUACAAUACGGACUUCUGUGUAUAUGUUAUACUGAUUCUACUCUCUGCUUUUAUCCUUUUGAAGACUGGGAUUCUGCCCCCUAAAAAAAGGUAAAUGCUAUCAGGAGUAGAACUUUGUAGCUGUAGAUUAGUUAUGUUUAAAAAGCCUACUUGCAAGUCUUGCUUCUUUGGGAUAUCAAAAUGUAUUUUGUGAUGUACUAAGGAUACUGUUCCUGAAGUCAACCAAAUAUUAUAGUGCAUUUUAGCCUAAUUCAUUAUCUGUAUGAAGUUAUUAAAGGUAGCUGUAGAUUACUAGGAAUUAUGUCAUUUGUAUUAAACCCAGAUCUAUUUCCAAUAUGUGGUACAUGCUGUUGUGAAAACUGUUUUAACUUUUACCUUUGUCAGUUUGUAAUGAAAGGAUUUCCUUUUCCCCUUUGUAGCUCAGAGAGCACCCAGUGUAUCAUCUCAAACAUAAUAAACAUGUUCCCCAAG